ACGAGGAAGUAGUUUAUCACAAAGCUUUGCCAUCGAUACUCCUCAAAGUAUGUAGCUAAUAUUUCUUCACAAAACUACUUCCUACUUAUAAAUCCUAGUGCAAGUAGGCGAAUUUGGGACACGGCAAACUGAAUUAUGGGUCGUGUGUGUGUGUGACAUCACGCGUGCGCUGACAGCCGGGGCCCCCAGAGGUUUGACGGGAUUGUGGGAGCCGAAGGUUCCGCUCGGAGCCUGAGCUAAAAACACACUCCUGGAGGAAAAAAUGCGCUUUUGUAUGGACGUGACAGCCGACACACACGCCUGCAUCCGCGGCAGUGCUGGAGCAGCGUGAGAGAGUGGACCACAACGCAUCAAACGAAAGGUUACAGAAGGCGAAACAUUUGCCUCUAAGAAAAAUGCCUUAUGGGAAACGCUAUCAUUCGAAUACAUUCCAGAACGAAAGGACCAAGAAUAAGCUACAUUUUCUAUGCUAACGUUUUGUACCCAAUCUGCUGGAGCAGACCUUUUCGUGAACAUUACAAACCUGCCGUCCUCAUCUCCAGAAUCGACCCACCGACCGUCCCGACGGGCGACUGCCUAUCAUGAGAUUCAGAAUUUACAAGCGAAAGGUGGUAAUAUUGACUCUAGUGGUGAUAAUCUGUGGAUUCGCCGUCUGGAAUAGUGGAAAGCCGAAGAAGGCGAGUGCUGCGUUUCCUAAAGAAGUGGAAACGGUUAAACGUAGUAGCGUCGGCAGUCAGAUACAAGCUACCAUACCAGUAACCCGAAAACCAGUCAACGAGAGUAUCCCAGAAAAACAACAACAACAACAACAACAACAGCCUGUUGCCAAAUCAGAAGCAGACAACACCACCCUAGUGUACAGAGGAAUCGUGUUCCAGCUCAACUUUGACCAGAAUCUUAAAAACGAGGAAAAAUUUCGAACAGUGCGCCAAAAGGACGACCUUGUCAUCGUCGUCCAAGUGCACAACCGUCCCGAAUACCUGCGCCUAUUGGUAGACAGCUUGAGGAAGUCCAAAGGAAUCGAAAACGUCCUUCUGAUAUUCAGUCAUGACUUCUGGUCUCCAGAAAUCAACCAAAUAGUGGCGUCCGUCGACUUCUGUUUGGUCCUUCAGAUAUUCUUCCCCUUCAGCAUCCAACUCUACCCUCAAGAGUUCCCUGGGAACGAUCCCAGAGAUUGUCCUCGAGACAUUCCCAAGAAAGAUGCCUUAACCCUGGGCUGCAUAAACGCAGAGUACCCAGACUCCUUCGGCCACUACCGGGAGGCCAAAUUCUCCCAAACCAAACACCAUUGGUGGUGGAAACUGCACUUUGUGUGGGAUCGAGUCCGAGUCUUGAAGGAUCACAAAGGACUUGUGUUGCUCAUCGAAGAGGAUCACUACCUCGCUCCUGACUUUUACCACCUUCUCAAACUGAUGGCAUCUCUAAAAAAAGAGCAAUGUCCCGAUUGCGAUAUCUUAUCUCUAGGUAGCUACGGACACAUCGGCUACUCCAGCAAAGCCAACAAAGUGGAGGUAAAAGCGUGGAAGUCCACCGAGCACAACAUGGGAAUGGCGCUGAACCGAGACGCCUAUCAGAAACUCCUCAGAUGCACCGAUGCCUUCUGCACUUACGACGACUACAACUGGGACUGGUCCUUGCAGCAUCUCACCGUGACCUGCCUGCCUGCAUUUCUAAAAGUCAUGGUUAGUGAGGCGCCUCGUAUUUUCCAUGCCGGCGAUUGCGGGAUGCACCAUAAGAAGUCGUCUUGCAUGCCUAGUGGCCAGAAAACUAAGAUCGAAAACAUUCUGCAGAGCAGCGGGAAUCAGCUGUUCCCCAAACAAUUACUCAUCACUAAGAGACUCCCAGCGUCCGGGGCCAAAGGAGUGGCUCCGCAUGUCAAAAAUGGCGGCUGGGGGGACAUCAGGGACCAUGAACUCUGCAAGAGCUACCUUCGAUUACAGUGAACUUUAUAUAUGAUCUUCUUUUUUGUUGUUUUUUGCAUCCUCUAAUGAAAGCCUUUAAAAGUUCUUUAUGGACGACUUCUUCAUAUUGCCUGUUUUAUUGAGAUACUCCAAAUAAAAAAAGUAUGUGAUGUUUGGAUUUGGUGGUUAUGAGCAUCAUUCAAGUAUUAUUACUGGAAGAAAAAAAAAGUAGGACAGGGUGAUUGAUUGAAUAAUGCUUAUUUUUGUCAUUAAAGCCAGUUCUGGUAAGUCUCCUGCAGGUGAUUUUCUGAUGGAGCAUAAUUUUCCAACACCAAGUCAAAAUUCACUGUCAAGUUUGAAAUCAUGUUCAAAAUCUAAAUUGAUGUGGUUCUCUAGGCUAGUUUUUAAUACCAGAUGGCGCUCUAGACUAGUUUUAAAAACAUGACGCUCUAUGCAAGCAGACGGCAACCUAGGCUAAUUUUAAACAGCAGACGGAGCUUUAGGCCAGUUUUAAAUAGUAGACGGCGUUCCAGGCUAGUUUAUAACAUUUACAUUUAGUCAUUUAGCAGACGCUUUUAUCCAACUAUAAACAGCAGACGGCACUCUAGACUGGUUUAUAAAAAGCAGAUGGCGCUCUAGACUUGUUUAUAAACAGCAUGCGGCACUCUAGGCUAGUUUUAAACAGCAGAUGGCGGUCCAGGCUAAUUUUAAACAGUAGACGGAGCUUUAGGCCAGUUUUAAACAGCAGACGGCGUUCUGGCUAGUUUAUAAACAGCAGACGGCGUUCUAGGCUAGUUUAUAAACAGCAGACGGCGCUCCUGUCUAGUUUUAACCAGCAGAUGGCGCUCUGGAUUUGUUUAUAAACAGCAGACGGUGCUCUAGACUUGUUUAUAAACAGCAAAUGUUGCUCCAGACUUGUUUAUAAACAGCAGAUGGCACUCUAGGCUAAUUUUAAACCGCAGAUGCUGCUCUAGACUAGUUCAUAAACAGACGAUGGCGCUCUAGGCUAGUUUAUAAACAGACGAUGGCGCUCUUAAGCUAGUUUAUAAACAGCAGAUGGCGUUUUAGACUAGUCUAUAAACAGCAGAUGGUGCUCUAGGCUACUUUAUAAACAGCAGAUGGCGCUCUAAGCCAAUUUAUAAACAGCAGACUGUGCUCUAGGCCAGUUUUAAACAGCAGACGGCGCUCUAGACUAGUUUAUAAACAGCAGAUGGCGCUCUAGACUAGUUUAUAAACAGCAGACUGUGCUCUAGGCUAGUUUUAAAACAGCAGAUGGCGCUCUAGGCUAGUUUAUAAACAGCAGACGGUGCUCUAGGCCAGUUUUAAACAGCAGAUGGCGCUCUAGACUAGUUUAUAAACAGCACAUGGUGCUCUGGGCCAGUUUUAAACAGCAGAUGGCGCUCUAGACUAGUUUAUAAACAGCAGACGGCGCUCUAGCGUAGUUUAUAAACAGCAGAUGGCGCUCUAGCCUAGUUUAUGAACAGCAGACGGCGCUCUAGGCCAGUUUUAAACAGCAGAUGGCGCUCUAGACUAGUUUAUAAACAGCACAUGGUGCUCUGGGCCAGUUUUAAACAGCAGACGGCGCUCUAGACUAGUUUUUAAACAGCAGACGGCGCUCUAGACUAGUUUAUAAACAGCAGAUGGCGCUCUAGGCUAGUUUAUAAACAGCAGAUGGUGCUCUAGGCCAGUUUAUAAACAGCAGACGGUGCUCUAGGCUAGUUUAUAAACAGCAGACAGUGCUCAAGGCUAGUUUAUAAACAGCAGACGGCGCUCUAGGCUAGUUUAUAACAGCAGAUGGCGCUCUAGGCUAGUUUAUAAACAGCAGACAGUGCUCAAGGCUAGUUUAUAAACAGCAGACGGCGCUCUAGGCUAGUUUAUAAACAGCAGACGGUACUCUAGGCUAGUUUAUAAACAGCAGACGGUGCUCAAGGCUAGUUUAUAAACAGCAGACGGCGCUCUAGGCUAGUUUAUAAACAGCAGACGGCGCUCUAGACUAGUUUUUAAACAGCAGACGGCGCUGUAGGCUAGUUUAUAAACAGCAGAUGGUGCUCUAGGCCAGUUUAUAAACAGCAGACGGUGCUCUAGGCUAGUUUAUAAACAGCAGACGGCGCUCUAGAUGUGUGUAUAAACAGCAGACGGGCACUCCAGGCUAGUUUUAAACAGCAGACGGCGCUCUAGACUAGUUUAUAAACAGCAGAUGGCGCUCUAGGCUAGUUUAUAAACAGCAGAUGGUGCUCUAGGCCAGUUUAUAAACAGCAGACGGUGCUCUAGGCUAGUUUAUAAACAGCAGAUGGCGCUCUAGGCUAGUUUAUAAACAGCAGACGGCGCUCUAGAUGUGUGUAUAAACAGCAGACGGGCACUCCAGGCUAGUUUUAAACAGCAGACGGCACUCUAGAUUUGUUUAUAAAUAGCAGACGGGCACACCAGGCUAGUUUUAAACAGCAGAUGGUGCUCUAGACUAGUUUAUAAACAGCAGAUGGUGCUCUAGGCUAGUUUAUAAACAGCAGACGGGCACUCCAGGCUAGUUUUAAACAGCAGACGGCACUCUAGAUUUGUUUAUAAAUAGCAGACGGGCACACCAGGCUAGUUUUAAACAGCAGAUGGCGCUCUGGAUUUGUUUAUAAACAGCAGACGGUGCUCUAGACUGAUUUAUAAACAGCAGACGGUGCUCUAGACUAAUUUAUAAAUAGCAGACUUUGCUCUAGGCUAGUUUUUUAACAGCAGACGGGCACUCCAGGCUAGUUUUAAACAGCAGACGGCGCUCUAGAUUUGUUUACAAACAGCAGACGGUGCUCUAGACUGAUUUAUAAACAGCAGAUGGCACUCUAGAUUUGUUUAUAAACAGUAGACGGUGCUGUAGACUAAUUUAUAAACAGCAGACUUCGCUCUAGGCUAGUUUAUAAACAGCAGACGGCGCUCUAGAUUUGUUUAUAAACAGUAGACGGUGCUCCUGUCUAGUUUAUAAACAGCAGACGGCGCUCCUGUCUAGUUUAUAAACAGUAGACGGCGCUCUAGACUAAUUUAUUAACAGCAGAAAUCUAGACUCAUAGAUGGCGCUCUGCUUUUAAAAGCUAAGCUCAGAACCAAUUUAAAAGAGAAUAGCGACGCAUUUUGAAAUCCUCCGUAGUGAUUUCUCGAACAAUUCUUUUGCCACAAAUCUAACAAUAUUUUUUACUACAAACUCACUUGGAAACUUCAGUCACGUGUUUGAAACAAAUCCUUUUUCCGCGUGUUUACUAUUCACGCUGAAUCAACUACAGCAGUCAAAUAUUUCAUAAUGCAACACUACAGGGAUUUCUGGCUUCUUCUUCAUGGGUGUUUGGAGUUAUAGCACAAUAGUGCCCUCUGGAGGAUUUGAUCACAGAACUGAUAAAAAUGUGCAUUCACUUCAAUGAAUCGCCCAGCCCUAAAAAAAAACAAGUGUUACCGUUUGUCUCUCUUCUAUCUAUUAUUAAAGCAUUUUGUGCCAUUUUUAAGACGACGUUUGUAUGAUCUGCAAAAAGCAUGAUGUUUCUGAUGAUUAUGUAAAUGUGUGUGUGUGUGUGUACAUAUAUACAGACUUGCAGACAGUGUACUUUUGAUCGUAUUUCCACCUUCUGCUGGAGAUUACGCCGGGCUAUUUUUGAUAUGCAGAUGAACUAUUUUCUAUUUGCCUGAAUGUGACUGAGCGUUUUUCCAGAUUGUGCUUCAUAUUGAACGUAUUCCAGUAUCAGUAUGGUUUUGAAGCUUUUGCAAGACAUUAAAAUUGCAUUGACUAUCUGGCAGUGCUCAUUAACCCCCUUA
This is a messenger RNA of Danio aesculapii, 5684 nucleotides long. RefSeq names its product alpha-1,6-mannosyl-glycoprotein 2-beta-N-acetylglucosaminyltransferase (gene mgat2). Bases 582 to 1943 code for a protein of 453 amino acids. Gene Ontology annotation, cellular component: Golgi membrane; Golgi stack. Gene Ontology annotation, molecular function: alpha-1,6-mannosylglycoprotein 2-beta-N-acetylglucosaminyltransferase activity. Lineage: Eukaryota; Metazoa; Chordata; Actinopteri; Cypriniformes; Danionidae. The record is from RefSeq and is a predicted model, not a curated record. Gene Ontology annotation, biological process: oligosaccharide biosynthetic process; protein N-linked glycosylation. The transcript is spliced from 3 exons.